AUGUCCGUCACAACAAAGGCUACCAUCGCCUCCUUUGGCGGUAAGCUGCUUAAGCUCAGUCACAAUGCCACAACCACCCGCUGCGAAAUGUCCUUCAACCUCUAUCUGCCCCCGCAGAGCCAGAACCAGAAGGUUCCUGUGUUGAUCUACCUGUCUGGUUUAACCUGUACCGCUGAUAACUGCUCGGAGAAGGGUUUCUUCCAGCAUGCUGCUAGCAAGAAGGGUGUUGCGGUGCUUUACCCUGAUACUAGCCCUCGUGGCCUGAACAUUGAAGGCGAAAACGACGCUUAUGACUUUGGCUCUGGUGCUGGCUUCUACGUCGAUGCUACUAAGGCUCCUUAUGACCAGGGUUACAACAUGUAUAGCUACGUCACUGAGGAGCUCCCCCAAACUGUCUUCGCUGCUUUCCCGCAGCUGGAUGCUAGCCGAGUUAGUAUUACUGGUCACAGUAUGGGUGGACAUGGUGCUCUCACACUGUUCCUUCGCAACCCUGGAAAGUACAAGUCCGUUUCGGCAUUCGCCCCUAUCACCAACCCUAUCAACUGCCCCUGGGGUCAAAAGGCGUUCAAGGGUUACUUUGGAGAUGAGCAACAAGCCAAGUGGAAGGAGCAUGACGCUACAGAACUUAUUAAGGAGUGGACUAGUGGUCCAGUGGAUAUCCUGAUUGACGUGGGCACUGGCGACAACUUCUACAAGCAGGGCCAACUCCUUCCCGAGAACUUCGCCGCUGCCGCUAAGGAAGCAGGCGUUGAUGGUUUGAACAUCCGCUACCAACCUGAUUACGACCAUUCUUACUUUACCAUGGCGACUUUCGCGGAUGAUCAUGUCGAGCAUGCGGCCAAGUAUCUCUUUGCAUAG
Penicillium malachiteum is the source of this 858-nucleotide messenger RNA. Its product is annotated as S-formylglutathione hydrolase. The record is from RefSeq and is a predicted model, not a curated record. Lineage: Eukaryota; Fungi; Ascomycota; Eurotiomycetes; Eurotiales; Aspergillaceae. Gene Ontology annotation, molecular function: S-formylglutathione hydrolase activity. Gene Ontology annotation, biological process: formaldehyde catabolic process. The coding region runs from base 1 to 858 and encodes 285 amino acids. The transcript has 4 exons. Gene Ontology annotation, cellular component: cytosol.